Aspergillus saccharolyticus JOP 1030-1 is the source of this 8120-nucleotide messenger RNA. RefSeq names its product putative HEAT repeat protein (DRIM). Gene Ontology annotation, cellular component: small-subunit processome; 90S preribosome; nucleolus. The record is from RefSeq and is a predicted model, not a curated record. The transcript has a single exon. Lineage: Eukaryota; Fungi; Ascomycota; Eurotiomycetes; Eurotiales; Aspergillaceae. The coding region runs from base 70 to 7911 and encodes 2613 amino acids.
GUUGGUUUCCCCAAACUUAUAUUCAUAGCGGCGCUGCUUUCUUUUCCCGCCCGCCAUCAACCUUCAAAGAUGGUAGCAGCGUCGUCCACUUCGCGGCCCAAGGCCGUGAAGCGGGUCAAAGGAGGAACAGAGACAACCAAGUCGCACCGAUUCGAGCCGUUUUCGCAGCGCGUCGCAAAGCUCAAGAUCGACCCCAUCCAUCGCGUGCGCCGCCCCAGCUUUGGUGAAGAGGGCGAUGAGACCUCCUCCUACUUCCGCUCGGCUUUCGAUCACUGGGUCGAGCUGAACCUCUCCGAGAACUUCGUUCAGUUUGCCCGCCGAGUCAACCCGCUGUGCGAGAGUCUGGCGCAGAUCCUGUACCACGAGGACAAGAUUAUGAACCUGCUCGUGGAGUUCAUCGAGAAGAGAGAUCAGUUGUCGAUAGAACCACUUUUGGCUCUCCUCGCCCAGUUCGCGCGAGACUUGGGCGUCCGUUUCGAGAAACACUUCGCCACGGCGGUCACCCUCGUCGCAUCCGUUGCCGCUACUCAUACCGACGUCGAAGUGGUGGAAUGGAGCUUUAGCUGCUUGGCCUGGAUCUUCAAGUUCCUGUCACGACUUUUGGUCCCAGACCUCCGACAACUGUUGGGCAUCAUGACCCCCUACCUCGGCAAAGAACGACAAAAAACACAUGUUGCCCGUUUUGCCGCCGAGUCCAUGUCGUUCCUGAUCCGCAAGGCGGGGCUGCUUUAUUACAAGAAUGCCACUCCCCUGCAACGUGCGGUCUCUUUUCUGCUGGAGGAUUUACGCCAAGCGGCCGGUGAUGACAAGAAUGUCGAUAUUUACAAGGAUGGACUUAUGGCAAUGUUUUCCGACGCAAUCAAGGGCGUCAAGAACGGCAUUCACUCCAACGGAACCGACAUCCUGACCUGCAUUCUGGAACAUAUCUGCACUGGCGACGAUCUGCAAAGCAGUUUGGCGCUUGAUGUCACUUGCGGUUUGCUUAUCAACAUUAUGCAUAAUACCACGGCCGAGACCUUCGAACCGAUUCUAGAGACCGUCCGCUCGUACAUUGAAUCAUCGUGCUCCAAGACCGACAAGCAAAAUGCGAAUGCAUGCUGUCGCUUGAUUUUCCAGUGUAUCGCCACUCGCAAGGGUUCUCGAGUCAAGAACUGGAAGCCUGUCCACAACAUCCUCCUGCGUCUGCUCAAGAAGGCUGCAGAGGCGCCCGAUGCGUACGCCGAGGCUGCUCCGCAGCUGCUCACCGCAGUCGCGUAUGCACUUCAAGUCUCUCCAAUGGACGAGAUGCUACCAUACAUGCGCUCGCUCAUGGAUGCUGUUACGAACGACAAACUGUCAUCCUUUUUCUUGCCAUUUUGCGCCACCUUCUCAGAGUGGGGUCCGGAGAGAUUCCAUAGCGUUGUCCUGCCUUAUUUCCAGAAAUUUGUGAACACCUUGUGGCAGGAGCAUGAACAUGAGCUCUGUCUGGCCUUGCUACGAUUGAACCAGGCCGGCUGUAUCACGUCGGAGGCCUCGAAACCUGGUUACAUUACCUGUCCUCCAUCAUGGAAAUCGCGUGUCAAGGAUACGUUGAACAAGCCCACGCACAAUGCCACUGAACUAAGUCUCGUCAACGCGUAUUCCAAGCUUCCUAAUGCAAUGUCCUUGUCAACCGAACCAUCUCUUCUGCCCGAUCUUGUACAAACCCUGCAUGGCCAUCUGCUUCGCACACUGAAGAACAACAAGAAAAACCCCGAUACGUCUGCGACGACGAAAUUCUACCUUGGUCAGGGCUUCAAGGCAUAUGUCGAGCUUGCCUCGCAAUCGCCAUCCGAGGAACUCGAUCGCUCUCUCUGGAACCAGAUCAGUGCCGUAGCCGUCACAUACGCUCGUCUUCCGGUGUUCCUCGAAGCAACGUUAGCUUACAUUUCGACAUUGAAGGGGGAGCUGGAUCUCGAGAGUCCGACUCUGGAAGAAUUCGCUGACGUGCUCAUUACAAACCUGAAUGGACCGUCUCAGAAAAUUAGGUUAUUGUCUCUGAAGAUAUUGCGAGAACUUGUUCAAGCGUUGGGCGACGAUGCUGAGUUGAUUUCCACGGCCAUUGAAAUCGAAGAGAGUCCAUUGACCCUUCAUAGCCACAGAGUCCUGGCAAUGCAAGUGCGUAAGCUUGCGAUAGCUUACCCACAGGUGGUGUCUCGGAGAUGGAUGGCAAGAUUAAUCCCCAAUUUCUGCUUUGGACUUUUUUCCAAAAAGAUGACACCUUUGUGGGACGACUCUGCGGAGGCCCUGAAAACAAUGUGCGAGCAAUCUGAGGGAGAAAAGAUCAUCUCAGAUCUUGCCAUGAACUGGCUCCUUGAACGGGGCUCUGUUGAUGCGGGCGCAGCUGAUCAAGAGGAAGAAACCCCUGACUACCGCUCUGGAUAUUUCCAGUGCUUCAACGCAGCUAAGAUUGAAGACAUAUCCGCCAAAUAUUUCCAAGGUCCUGAGCAACCCGAUUCCAUGCUAGAUGAUGAUUAUAGCAAAGACCAUGCUUUCACAGAUGCACUUCCAGCUUCUCCUCGGACUCAUGCUCUGCGUGUUCUCAACGCGGUCCCCAAUAUUGCAGAGAAACGUUUCCGCCAAAUCGCGCCUCUGUUUCUCCAGUGGGCUUCACGCGACGACGACGAAAGUCCGUCCGACGAAGACUUCAUCCCCUGGGGUUUCCUUGAUCGUCUGGCGUUCCUCAGGCUUCUGGGUCAAUUCGUCAAUCCUCGUGUUCUCUACAAAGCUCCUGAAAUCCACGAUGCUCUUCUGGGACUACUCUGCCAUGGUAACUCUGACAUUCAGAAGUGUACACUGAAAGCUCUCUUCACGUGGAAGUCGCCUAGCAUUGUCCCUUACCAAGAAAAUCUUAUGAAUAUCAUGGAUGAGAACCGCUUCAGAGAUGAGCUGUCCGUCUUCGUCCGCGUUGGUGGCGAAGACAGUUUGAUCGAAGAAGCACACCGGCCAGAGCUUGUCCCUGUUCUCCUCCGCGUACUGUACGGCCGUAUGAUUUCCAAGGCCGGUGCAACCUCUAGCCAGGCAGGACAAACGGGACGGAGAAAAGCGAUCCUGCGAACCUUGUCACAGCUACCUGACAUGGAGUUUGGGGUCUUCAUGCAAGUCUCAUUCGGUCCGCUAAGCAAUGUCAAUCUUGUCCGCGAUGGCCAAAUUGACCAGCAAGCUUUCGAGCAGUCUCUUGCCAGUCCGAGAAAACAAACGGGUUUGUUAAAGAUGAUUGAGACUGUUUUCGAAACGCUUCAAAGCCGAAUGAUCCCUUACGCAGAGAAAUCUAUGAACGUGGUGCUCUAUUGUCUCGUGCGCGCAUGUCGAGAGCUUGGAAAAGAGAGCACAGCAACGGCCGCAGAAGCGCCGCAAGAACACCAGCUGGCCGUGCUUCGUAACAUCCGCUACACAUGCAUACGCUGCCUCGACCUUAUCUUUGCGAUUUCUCUCGAUUUCGACUGGUCAUCCUACGUUCGCCUAAUCUUUGACGAGGUGAUCAACCCAAGACUAGAAAGUUUCGCGAUUGAGACCGCUCAGGGUGUUUCUGGUCUUCUCAAGCUUUUCCAUACCUGGGCUACUUCCCCAAGAUCGGCGUUCUAUCUAACCAAGUUCAACGACAGCCUUUUGACCAAGGUAGUGGAUGUUCUUGGCGUCGAGUCUGCACGGGACGAGGUUAAGGUCUUCGUCAUGGACGAGGUUUUGAAUCCUCUUGUCAGUCUGGCCACCGGAAAGGCGCUCCAGGAAAACGAAACCAUGAGCGACAUUCCUGCGGACGAAAUCAAGUCCCAGGUAUUGGGUCCGUAUAUUGAACAUACUCUGUCUCACUUGGCUCAGCUCCUGAAACGUGGCCCAUCUCGUCCACUGCUCGUCUCGGGUGUCCAAACUCUUUCCCUCAUCUCGCCUUGUGUUGAAUCCUCCAAGGAGACCUACAGCCUCAUCAGCAUCACUACCUAUCUUCUCCGCCAGCCUCCUGACCGAGUCUCGCCUAAAACGAAGUCUGGCCUCCUGCGCUCUUUGGAGCAUUUCCUACCCUUGUUCAACCACCAGGAGGACGCGGAGCUCACCAAAGCGGUGUUCGAGGCUAUUUCUUCUCUUUUCGACUAUUUCCGCGAUGAUGCGAAUAGAGAGGUGCUAGCUAGGGUCUUUACGGCAUUUGCUGCCCACGACUCGCAUCUGACUAAGGCCGCUAGUCUUUGCGAAGACUUGAACUCCAUCGCGAUGAAGAAGCUGGAAGUUGACUACGAGCGCCGACUGCAAGCUUUCAGGGAAAUCAACGAAAAGUUGUGGGACAAGCUUGAUGCUAAGCAGUGGCGCCCUCUGCUCUACAACGUCUUGUAUUCAGUCAAAGACGAAGAAGAACUCUCAAUUAGAUCUAGUGCUGCGUUUGGCUUGAAGAGGUUCAUGGAACGGGCAAUUCUUCCUGACGACAAAGAGGAGAUGGAGAUACUUGUGGCAGAUAUUCUGUUUCCUGCUUUGCAGGCCGGUGUCCGCCAGAAAUCGGAGCUCAUCCGUUCUGAGUUUGUGUCUGCACUCGGCUAUUUCGUCAAGUUGAACCCCGAGCGGCCCAACGUGAAGGACAUGCACGUACUGCUAGUGGGCGAUGACGAAGAAGCUUCCUUCUUCAACAACGUGCUACACAUUCAGCAACAUCGUCGUCUGCGUGCCCUGCGCCGUCUCGCAAGCGAAGCGGCUAAUGGCCAGCUCCAUGCCUCGAAUAUUAGCACCAUCUUCAUUCCUCUCAACGAACACUUUGCCUUCGAUGAAGAAGCCGACGAGGCCGCUCACAACCUGAUUGCAGAGGCCGUGAAUACCAUCGGCACUCUUGCAGAAUGGUUGGAGUGGAGCCAGUUCCGUGCCAUUUUCCGGAGAUACCGCGCGUACAUGCAAAGCAAGUCCGAGAUCGAGAAGAGCAUUCUAAGACUCUUGGGCAAGAUGUCUGAUUCCUUAGCCAAUGCGAUGGCCCAAUAUAGGUCCAUCAAGGAAGCAGCGCAGAGUGGCAUGGAUGGCCUCGAGACGUCGAAACCUAUCUCUACGCUUGCUCGAACAAUCCCAUCGCCAGCAAAGGUGGCGACUGAGCUUACCACCAAUUUCAUUCCUCAACUGACCAGCUUCAUCCAUCACAAGGAUGAAGCGCAGAUGAGUCUCCGCUUGCCAGCAGCGGUCACGACCAUAAAGCUACUGAAGUUGUUGCCUGAGGAAGACAUGGCUAUUCGUCUGCCUCCGGUACUUCUCGAUGUUUGCAGUAUUCUCAAGAGCAAAGCUCAGGAUUCGCGGGAUUCUGCUAGGAAAACACUCAACGAGAUCGCUCUCUUGUUGGGUCCGGGCUACUUCGCUUACAUUCUAAAGGAGUUGCGUACCACUUUGACCAAGGGUUAUCAGCGUCACGUGCUCUCCUUCACGGUUCACUCCAUACUCGUUGCUACAACCGACGAGUAUAAGCAGGGCGACCUUGAUGAUUGCCUGACAGACCUGAGUGCUGUCAUUAUGGACGACACGUUUGGCGCCGUAGGCCAAGAAAAGGAAGCGGAAGAGUAUGUGAGCAAAAUGACAGAAGUCAAAAGCAGCAAGAGUUACGACUCGAUGGAACUACUGGCGAAGAAUGCUACUGUUCCCAACCUUGCUAGGCUGCUCCGACCUCUGCAGUCGCUUCUCCUGGAGAAGCUCAACUCCAAUAUUGUUCGGAAAGUUGACGAGCUACUGCGACGAAUUGGCGUGGGUCUUCUCAGGAACCCUGGUGUGGAAAGUCGCGACAUCCUGAUGUUCUGCUACGAGAUCAUCAAGGAGACGUAUAAAGGACCGACUCAAGCCGAGAGCAAGGCUGCUAAGACACCUCAGGAGGAGAAUUUGUUGAUUGACCUCAAGUUCCACAAGCGAAGCGACAAGAAGGGGAGCACGACGUCUUACCUCUACAAGUUAACACGUUUCUCCCUCGACAUUCUCCGAUCUGUCCUGAACAAGUACAGUUCCUUGCUUACGCCCGGGAACCUGGCAGGAUUCAUCCCCAUCAUCGGUGAUUCACUUGUCCAGUCUCACGAGGAAGUCAAGACUUCGGCCCUGCGCCUGUUGUCAACAAUCAUCAAGCUUCCCCUCCCAGAAAUUGACGCCAAUCAUCAUGUGUAUAUCACUGAGGCUGUCAAGGUCGUCAAAGAAGCACCGAGUACCAACACCGAAGCUGCGCAAGCGUCUCUGAAGCUUAUUUCGGCUAUGCUGCGAGAGCGGAAAAGCACGAAGAUCAGGGACGGCCACCUUGCCUAUCUCCUCCAACGUCUGACCUCGGACAUUGAGGAGCCUGACCGUCAAGGCGUGACCUUCAACUUCAUUCGUGCAGUGAUGUCUCGCAAAUUCGUCGUGGCUGAAAUGUAUGAGUUGGCUGAUAGCAUCGCUACGAUGAUGGUCACCAACCAGACCCGCGCCGCUCGUGAUCUAGCACGGGGCACGUACAUCCACUUUUUGAUCGAGUAUCCUCAGGCCAAGAACAGAUGGACCAAACAGCUUAGCUUCCUGGCAAAGAACCUGGAGUACAAACACCAAGACGGACGUCAAUCCGUCAUGGAAGCCAUUCACAUGCUCCUGUCCAAGACGGGCGACGAACUGGCUCAAGACAUCGUCAGCACCUUCUUCCUCCCGAUUGUUAUUGUAAUGUCAAACGACGAUGCGCCUGAGUGCAGGGAAAUGGCCGGUGCUUUGCUAGGAGAGCUCUACUCCAGAGCUGACAGGGAACAGAUGAAGACCAUGCUUACGCCUCUGCACUAUUGGCUGGAGCAGACGGACAACUUACUUUUGAACAGCACUGGUCUUCAGGCCAUGAGGAUAUACUUCGAAGCCGAGGCGACGGAGAAGGACAAGGAGGCUCGAUUCAUUUUGGAUAUCCUGCCCUCCAUCAUGCAGCCAGUUCUCAAGGCUGACGACAAUGAGAACUGGCAGACCCUGUACUAUGCUCUCCAACUGUUCUCAAAACUGUGCAAGACCGUCCCUACCAUGACGCUCUCCCCAGAGCGUGCGCCCAUUUGGGCUGCUGUCCGCGAGAGUCUCUUCUACACUCACGCCUGGGUCAAGACUUGCGCGACGAAUCUAAUCGGCACCUGGUUUGCAGACCUGGCACGCACCAACGCCACGAAAGGCUACGCUUCCAUCCCGCUGGCUGGAUCCGCGGGGCUGUCUCUCGACAAAGACGCCAUGUUGCAAUUGAUCCGGGCCAGUCUGCGCUGUCUCCACACCCCAGCAGUGAGCGAGGAGCUUGCCAUGCAAUCCGUGCGCAAUCUCAUCUUCCUGGGCCGAUGCUGUGCUCAAAACGGCCUGGAGUUCACCAGGGCCAACGGCAAGGACGCCGAGCUGGACGCCAGUGACAGCGAGAACGACGACGAGGAGGGGCAGGCGGGCGCUAAGCAGUCGUCUCCCUCGUCGAAGCCCGCCAUUCGGUAUAUCUUCGAGCAGACAUCGUCCAUUCUGCGGCGAGAACUCAUCACCACCCGGGCAGAAUCCCUGGUGCCCAAGAUCGCUGCCAUCGGCCUUCUGGCUUCUUUGUGCCGACACCUCGAGGUGGACCAGAUCAGCGAGUCUCUGCCUGUGAUCAUGCUCCCUCUCCAGCAUAUGACGGACAACACGAUUCCGGCGCCUCGCUCCUCCGACGAAGUGUUCCGCGAGUCCUACAAAUCGCUCGUCUCGAACUGCCACGAAGUACUCGACAUCCUGCAGAAGAAGCUCGGCACUACUGAGUUUGUGAAACAGAUGGGACUAGUCCAAGACGCGAUCAAGGAGCGGCGUGAAGGCCGCCGCGUCAAGCGACGGAUUGAAGCGGUGGCCGAGCCCGAGCGAUGGGAGAAAGACAAGAGGAGGAGAAACGAUCGCAAGCGCGAGAAGCGCAAGGAGAGGGGGGCGGAGCACCGCGGCAAGAGACGUGGUUGGUAGGGGGGAGGAUGUCUCUCUUACAUGAUGAAGCAAUUGUUUUUCUACUUCCCGGAGCAGCCAUAUCAAAAGUCCCGGCGUUAGAGGGAUCAUAGGAGAUUUAUCAUUCCAUCAUUCCAGUAUAUGACAAACAUCACAGCCAAUGAUUAUUAUUUUGUCUUUUACUUCGAACUUCACCUCAGGUCCGACCUUCACAUGAUCCAGAAUCCAGC